Messenger RNA from Salvia hispanica, 524 nucleotides. The record is from RefSeq and is a predicted model, not a curated record. NCBI's taxonomy places the organism in Eukaryota, Viridiplantae, Streptophyta, Magnoliopsida, Lamiales, Lamiaceae.
ACACCAACAAAGAAAGCAAUAAACACACACAAUAAACACGCAUGGCGAUAGCAAAUCGUGCAGGCAAUCAAGGAAACGAGAUCACGGUGGAAGAGUUCAAACGAUGGCUGAAGAAGUUCGACGCCGACAGAGACGGCCGGAUAAGCGUGGAGGAGCUCCGGCAGGCGAUCCGCGCCGCUGGGGGAUGGUGGUUCUGCACCCGGAAGGCGAAGCGCGGUGUCAAGAUGGCCGACAAGAACCUCAACGGCGCCAUCGACGAUUACGAGAUUAAUAAUCUCGUCGAUUUUGCACAACAUUAUCUAGGUGUAAGAAUAACUACUUAAUUAGUGUUCCUUUUUUCGCCGUCUUUUUUUUGGUUACCGGAAAUAGUAAGUCUGUGUGUGUGUAUGUAAUGUAUGUGUAUAUAUGCAGCUAAGUUCUGAUCAGCAAUAUGCAUGAAUCUAUGUGUUAAGUACAUAUAGCAAGCUCUUUGGUGAUUGGAAAAGAUAUAUACUAUGUCAUGUGUAAAUAUUACUUUUGUCAUC